UGAGUAAUGAAUAAAACAACUUUUUUCAAGAAAAAGGAUAAUUUUAUAUUUUAUUUUAAAAGAAAAAUUAAUAAAUUUAUUUAAAAUUAUAUUUCUUUUUUUCAAACUAAAUGUCCCGACGUAACGAGAAUUUAACAGGAAAUGAUCAGAGAAAGGCAUAUCUACUUAAGGUAGCUUCACACAUUCUUUCCCUCAAUUUGACCGAAGAAAGAUUGCCAAAUGUUACAGCACUUAAUAAUUUUUGUUUGUCGGAUGUCCCUUUACUGGCAAUUUCUCGUUUGGAUCAGGGGAGUAUUAAAAUUAAAUUUUGCAUUAAAUUUAAAAAUUUACAGAAAGGACAUGUAGAUCUAAGUAAUGAGGAUGGAUUGAGGAAAAUCUCUUCGUAUCAAUUUUAUAAAAUUGCCCAUAAAAAUUUUGUUUUUAAAAAGAUAAAUAGCCAUCAAACAGCCCAACUUAGAGCUGUUUUCUACAAAAUCAAAAAUACUCCUCUUAGUUUAGAAGAUUAUAAAAACAAUGUUUGUGUUAUUAGUAUACACAAAAAUGCAAGUGAAACUUUACUUGGAACACUCAAACAAGUUUUCUCGAAAGUUUUAAUUUCACAAGCAACAGAGUCUGGACAAGAAGCACGUUUAAAUAAUUUAGUUGGGGAAUUAGAAGAAAGUUUGAUUAAUAGUACAGGAAAUACUAAUUUGGGCGGGAGAGAAGAAACUGGAGGCGGAGUCGUUUCUUCUCUACGUUCAGAAAUCGAGUUAUGGCGUUUAAGGUCAAAAAGAGGUUCUGAUCAAGCACAAAAUUAUUAUGAUGCCUUAGAACCUUUGGCAGAACAUUUAGAAAUUUUGGAAGGAAAUGAUUUGGAUUUAGACGAGCUUUACACGGCUAUUGAAGCAGCAGAACAGAGUGUGGAUGCAUUAUGGAAUCUGGCUGUUGAUGAACCUUAUCCGCAACAGAGAAUGAAACAAUUACUUAAUUGUAUAGGUCAACUGAUUUGUGCUUCCAUUGUUCGUCGAAUAUCAAAGGAAGAGUAUUUCCGUUCAUCAGAAUUAUCAAAAACAGCUCUUUCAUUAACACAACAAUGGAUAGAUGCUGUUGAGUUGUUGACAGCAAAAAGUUGGCCACAAAAUGGAUUACAUCCGUGGGAGGGCUCUCCCCAUCAAAUGGAACAAUUCGAAAGAUUUCAUAAACGAAUAGAUGAGGCAAUAAAAAUUCAUUAG
Molecule: messenger RNA, 1211 nt
Organism: Meloidogyne enterolobii
Lineage: Eukaryota; Metazoa; Nematoda; Chromadorea; Rhabditida; Meloidogynidae
Source: the annotation of a GenBank genome assembly